This is a messenger RNA of Aspergillus versicolor CBS 583.65, 792 nucleotides long. RefSeq lists its product as uncharacterized. The transcript is spliced from 5 exons. The coding region runs from base 1 to 792 and encodes 263 amino acids. Lineage: Eukaryota; Fungi; Ascomycota; Eurotiomycetes; Eurotiales; Aspergillaceae. The record is from RefSeq and is a predicted model, not a curated record.
AUGGAUAGUUAUUGUAUACUCCGUACUUUGUCAACUGUAAUCGUUGUUGUAUGUCCUCGCACUUGCGUCCCCGCCGCACUACAAUCCGCCCACCGCGCCAUCUACGACGCUGUAGCCGACAUCCUCCUAACAGCAACCUACCAAUCCAGUAUCGAGGGUUUCGCAAGAACUGAUGCGAGUCACACGGUCAACGGUGCGAAACGGUACAAGCUAUCCGCCAUUCCGCUGGUUCGGAGCGUGAUGCCUCCUGCAGCGGAACGUCAACCUUCGUGUCGCGUUGUGCUGUCACUGGGCCCCGACGGUGCGACCAUUUCCCCCAUCGCGGUGGAGUACACGGGUCUAUAUCCAGCUAGGAUGGAUCAAAAAGACAGUCUCAGAAUGUUUGCCGAUGAUUGUGAAUCGUGGGGCCAGGUGGACGAUGUCGCGUACGAAACCACUGCGAAGGAUGGGCGAGACGGUGAGUGGCUUGGUGCUGAUGUUGGGUCAUGCUCCGGGCUACCCCAACCUUGGGGAAUCGGUCUUGAUUUUACACGAAUCGAUCAUAUUGCGACGAUUGUUUCGAUCAUGUGGGAUCUGAUACAUUAUCUUUUGGGGACAGAGGAUGGCUUUGUCGACGAGUGGGACUUUUCGUCGGGUAAACUUUGGCCGGUCUUGUAUCCAAAUGGUACGAAAGGGAGAAGUAGGAUCCUGCCAGCAGGACAUGGGUGCUUCAGGGACGUUAUACAGGCUCAGCUAGAAGGCGGGUGGGAGAGGAUCAUUGUUGGAGAGUGCUGUAGCGCGGGACCGGCUUAG